CGGCGACGCGGUUGCUGUAGUUUCGCGGAUACCCGCCCUCCUCAGGUCCUUUCUGACCACCCCACCCUGUCUGCCUGCCCAUCCGCUCCGCCACCCCGAAACCUCCAAGGGCUUGUUCUUCGCCUCCUGCCCUUUCCCAGCUGCGGGCCGGACCGGGCCGAGCCGGGCCACGCGGGCGCGGUCCCUGACCAUGGCGUCCCUCUUCAAGAAGAAAACCGUGGAUGAUGUAAUAAAGGAGCAGAAUCGAGAGUUACGAGGUACACAGAGAGCUAUAAUCAGAGAUCGAGCAGCUUUAGAGAAACAAGAAAAACAGCUGGAAUUAGAAAUUAAGAAGAUGGCCAAGAUUGGUAAUAAAGAAGCUUGCAGGGUUUUAGCCAAACAGCUUGUUCAUCUGCGGAAACAGAAAACAAGAACUUUUGCUGUAAGUUCGAAAGUCACUUCUAUGUCCACACAAACAAAGGUGAUGAAUUCCCAGAUGAAGAUGGCUGGAGCAAUGUCUACUACGGCAAAGACAAUGCAGGCAGUUAACAAGAAGAUGGAUCCACAAAAGACAUUGCAAACAAUGCAGAAUUUCCAGAAGGAAAACAUGAAAAUGGAAAUGACUGAAGAAAUGAUCAAUGAUACACUUGAUGACAUCUUUGAAGGCUCUGAUGAUGAAGAAGAGAGCCAGGAUAUUGUGAAUCAAGUUCUUGAUGAAAUUGGAAUUGAAAUCUCUGGAAAGAUGGCCAAAGCUCCGUCGGCUGCCCGAAGUUUACCAUCUGCCUCUACUUCAAAGGCAACAAUCUCCGAUGAAGAGAUUGAAAGACAACUCAAAGCUUUAGGAGUAGAUUAGGCAACAAAGUCAUAAUAUUUUUGCUUAUUUAAUAUUGUUUAGUAUAAGCCAGGCACAGUGCAGAUUCUUUUUACAAAACAAGUUUAUUUCGCAAAAAUGAAGACCAUGAGUGAACAGUUGUUUCCUAACCCAUGGCUAUUCUGAGUCUUUUGCCAAAGAAUGACAAUGAUACAAAAGUGGGAACAGUUUGGAUUUUAAUUACAAGUAUUUAGGAGUGAUGAUGUGUAAAAAGUUGACUUCUUUUCUGCAUGGCAUAGGGAAAUUUUAUUCAUUACUUAGUGUCAGUUUAUGUUCUAAAUCUUUUUACAUUGGAUGUAAAAAUCCCGUUAAUUGCCAGUAGGCACCAACUUAAAAAGACUUGUCAAAAUAUUAAAAGUAUAUCAUUAAUUCUGUAUCUGUUGCUUGUCCUUUGUAAGCGAUUAUGUGUUAUGACCAUAGGCGGUUCAGCUGUCAAAUUAUUUUUAAAUGAUCUAAAAGUAAAGUGCUAUUUAAACAUCUGUCAAAAAAGAGAACUGUCAUGGUCUUUUUUUAUUUUUAUUUUUUCCUUUGGGAGAACAUUCUACUUGGUAAGUUUAUUACCUUUUAAAAUGUGCUUGGCACUUGCCUUAAACAACUCAAACAGAUUGUGCACAUCUUUAAAUUAUUUUAACUGGCAGAAAAGAAUUACAUUUAAAACUAAAAUGGAGGCCGCUUACAAAAACUAAGGCUCUCUUUUGUAAAGUUGAUAAAAGUAAAUUAGAUGCAAUUAGCAAAAAACAAAAAACCAAAUUAAUAACAUUUUAUAAGUAGUAAAACAGCAUAUUUUGGUCAUUCUUCCAAGAAUUAAAGAGGUUUUCUUCAUGUAAAUGAUAAUUUAAUCACUGUUUAAUUUUGAACUAUAUUACAUUGAACCCUGUAUAAUAUUGAAUGUCUAUAUGAACCCUCUAAAUGGAAGUCAUCGCCUUCAAUUAAGGACUACCACUAUAACAAUACUUAAAUUUUUAAAAUAAAAAUGAACAUUUUUUUUCUUGGUAAAUAAACUACAACUUUGUCAAAAAUUACUGCCUAUAUGUGUAUUAAUGUAUUAGUAGUAUUUUUUAAGGUAAAGACGCAUUGGUGUGAAAUGUACAUACAGAGAGAGAAAGGUAUGAAGGAAAAUGGAAGCUAAGUUAGAAGCAGAAUUUAAAAUUAAGGUGGUUUUGAAAAACGACUUUGUAAUAUGUGAGUUCCAGCACAUCCCACCAUAAAACCUCAGAGGAACUCAGACGGAAGCUGAUUAAUUUGGGGUGAUAGACAUUUUGGACUGAUGUUGAUAAACAGUAAGUACACGUUUAGGAGAAGGAUACAUGUCCUGUAAGGAUUGGUGAGAGGAGUGCAAAGCUAAGCUGUAUAAUUUAUCACCCAUAAACCAUUCUGUACUGUUCAAAGAUUAGGCUUCCUUGUAGAUAGUAUUGAAUCCACAGUUUCCCUGUGUCAAAAAAUUUUACUGUGUUAUGGAAUAUUAACCCAGUACAUUUUUUGAUUCUAAGAUUUAUAUAAUGACGCCAGCCAACAUUAUUUUCUUUCUUGUUUACGUGCGGGGGCUUUUGUUUUUACAAA
Molecule: messenger RNA, 2410 nt
Organism: Loxodonta africana (African savanna elephant)
Lineage: Eukaryota; Metazoa; Chordata; Mammalia; Proboscidea; Elephantidae
Gene: CHMP2B
Product: charged multivesicular body protein 2B
Exons: 6
Coding region: 191-832 (213 amino acids)
Biological process (GO): protein transport; late endosome to vacuole transport; endosome transport via multivesicular body sorting pathway
Cellular component (GO): multivesicular body; ESCRT III complex
Source: RefSeq, a predicted model, not a curated record